This is a messenger RNA of Cadophora gregata, 516 nucleotides long. RefSeq lists its product as uncharacterized. NCBI's taxonomy places the organism in Eukaryota, Fungi, Ascomycota, Leotiomycetes, Helotiales, Ploettnerulaceae. The record is from RefSeq and is a predicted model, not a curated record. The coding region runs from base 1 to 516 and encodes 171 amino acids. The transcript has a single exon.
AUGCCCUUCCGCUCUUCCAAAGUUCAAUCUCGCAUCAUGGAAGCCGACUCCCGCCCCUCCCUCUCAAUCUCAUUCCUAGACCUCCCGUCGCCGUUUCACGCCUCUCACCUGAAUCCCUACUCGCCACACAACUCACCUUCAACCAACCUAUCCUCCCCUCCAGAUACUUCCAACCAGAGCCCCAGAUACACAGGCAUCUACGACCGGCCCAAUACCCACGGAAUCUCUAAUAACUUAUCGUCCAGCACCUCCUCAUGGUGGCCUAUUGGCAACGCCUUCAAGCACAACUAUAACAAACUCGACGAAGCCAAUGAUGAGGGCUUGUUAACGCAAUCACAUGGUGUUGAGGUUGAUAUCAUUGAAGAUGCGAUGCUACAGAGAACGCUGCGGAGGAGGCUAUUCUGGGAGUUAAUCGCUCUUGGAGGCCUAUUGGUCUUUCUGCUGGGUAUCAUCGUGCUGUGUAUUAGAGGUACUGGCGGGAUGAGAAUGGAUGGUAGAAUCUUGGCAAGGGAUUAA